CCAUCAGUAAUUUGACAGUCCACGGCAUAAGGGUGGGGGGGUGUGGUGUGCGCCAUAUUGGCUACUUGUGAUUUAGAAGGGACGAGUAAGAAAUAACCCAACUUUCCUUGUAUCUUUCUGCGUGAAAGAAAAUGUUGCCCUGGAGAAUUGCCCAUUGACUUUUACUACAUCGAUAUUAUCUUAGCGCGACUGCGGCUUCACGCCGAGAUCUUUCAUCUCCCGCACAAAAGAUAUUUCCUUUUACCUGGAAAAUGAGUUUCUUCGGUUUUGGUCAGUCUGCUGACAUAGAGAUUACAUUAGACGGUGCGGAAACCAGGAAAACUGCAGAUAUUAAAUCUGAAGAUGGCAAGAAGGAACGACACUUGUUGUAUUAUGAUGGUGAAACUGUGUCUGGCAAGAUUAAUAUCAGUUUAAGAAAAGCUGGUAAAUUGGAGCAUCAGGGUGUUAAAGUAGAAUUUAUUGGACAAAUUGAACUAUAUUAUGACAGAGGUAACCAUCAUGAAUUUACUAGUCUGGUGAAAGAAUUGGCAAGGCCGGGAGAAUUAACACAUAAUACAAUACACACAUUUGAAUUUCCGAAUGUUGAAAAACCAUUUGAGAGUUAUACUGGAUCUAACGUGCGACUAAGAUAUUUCUUGAAAGUGACAAUUGUACGAAGACUUAGUGAUAUUGUUAAAGAACUUGAAUUAGUUGUUCAUACGCUUAGUUCCUAUCCAGAUAUGAAUAAUCCCAUUAAGAUGGAAGUUGGAAUUGAAGACUGCCUGCAUAUUGAAUUUGAAUAUAAUAAAAGCAAAUAUCAUUUGAAAGAUGUAAUUGUUGGCAAAAUAUAUUUUCUUUUGGUUAGAAUUAAAAUAAAACAUAUGGAAAUAGCAAUUAUCAAACGUGAAACUACUGGUUCUGGUCCUCAUACAUUCACUGAGAAUGAAACUAUAGCAAAGUAUGAGAUCAUGGAUGGUGCACCUGUUCGAGGAGAAUCCAUUCCUAUAAGAGUAUUCCUUGCUGGGUAUGAUUUGGCACCUACAAUGCGCGACAUUAAUAAAAAGUUUAGUGUUAGAUAUUAUUUGAAUCUGGUUCUCAUGGACGAAGAAGAUCGUCGAUAUUUUAAACAGCAAGAAAUAACAUUAUGGAGAAAAGGUGAGAAGAGUAGAAAAUCGCAAACAGCUUCGCCGCAUAUGCCAUCACAUUUAGUAUCAGCUGAAACAGGGUUUCCGCAAGGUAUUGCUCAGAAUGGUCCACCGUCAGUAUCACCUAUUGCUCCUGAUCAACUGCCAACAAGUAAUAUUACGAAUGUGGAGGAUACUACAGCUCCGAUCGAGGGCAUGACACGAGAGGAAGGAGAUGGUGAAGGUGAGAAAGAAGAUGGUCCAGAAAGUGAUUAAGUUUCAGGAUAUAAUUUCAUUACUGCUCGGUUACAAUUCAGAUUAGGUAAACAAGGUCAGAUAUGGCCGAAAUACAAAGAAUAUAAUGUGAAAGAAUUAAUUUAGUACAGAAAAGGAAGGAGAAAUAUUUCCUUUAUUGCGCCGGGAAAUUUGUUUUUAACAAGAAAAACAGCGAGACGUUUAAAAACUUUCUAGUAAAAUUGUAAAUAUUUGGAACACACACGCACACACAUACACACACCCACACACACACGCACGCGCACGCGCGCGCGCAUACAACAUAUAUACACAAUUGAAAGAGCCAACGCGAUUUGUAACUCUAAUUGAUUAUUGAACAAAUUAUAAUAGGAGAAGAAAAAGAUUGAACCAUGAAAAAAUAUGGUUCCAAAAUUGUUCAGCAAGUUAUAUGUUGUUAAGUACGAGUAUAAUGUCAACCAGUAUAAAUAUUCCUGAAUGGAGAAUUUACUAAUCAAAUACUAACCAAUAGUAUAUUUUGCAAAACAUCUGGUGUUACCGUAUUCUAAAUGUUUUAUACAGGCAAUGCUCAUUUUAUAAUUCUGAUACAGAAGUCCCUCAUACAGUAGUGUCAUGUGCUACACAAAGAUUUUAUAAAUAUUAAACAGAUAUAUAUACUUAUAAAGGCUGCCCCAUAUUAAUCCAUUCAAUCAGUCUAUAAAUAACGAUUAAGAGCAUGAGAAAGCUACGCUUAUGUAAAAAUAGGGGAAGCAUUUUUUAAAUAAUUUAUAAUGUAAACACAAAAAACACCUUGAGCAAAAAAAAUUACACUUUUAUUUAGAAUUAAUUUGUAUGUGUAUAUAUAUAUAUAUAUAUUAUACAGGGAGGUCUACAUAGCUCUUAACAGUUGAAUAUUUCGGAAACUAUUUGUCAAAUCAAAAAGUUGUUCACGAGAAAGUUUUAUGUAUUCGAGGGGCCUUUCUAACUGCAUAAAUAUUAAGUUACUCCCUGCCCUCCUUAAAGGGGGGCAGGAGGUAACUUCGCAAUUUCAAAUGGGAUCCCCUAUAAAAUGUUAGAUGGUUGGGCUCUACGGUAAAAAACAAGUUAAUUUUGUCUAAAAUGUU
Molecule: messenger RNA, 2458 nt
Organism: Harpegnathos saltator (Jerdon's jumping ant)
Lineage: Eukaryota; Metazoa; Arthropoda; Insecta; Hymenoptera; Formicidae
Gene: Vps26
Product: vacuolar protein sorting 26
Exons: 6
Coding region: 252-1379 (375 amino acids)
Biological process (GO): intracellular protein transport
Source: RefSeq, a predicted model, not a curated record